Molecule: messenger RNA, 2025 nt
Organism: Toxotes jaculatrix (banded archerfish)
Lineage: Eukaryota; Metazoa; Chordata; Actinopteri; Toxotidae
Product: perforin-1-like
Exons: 3
Coding region: 29-1759 (576 amino acids)
Source: RefSeq, a predicted model, not a curated record
AGAGCUGGCUUUCAACAGUCACAGCAAGAUGGUGAGGCUGUGGCAACUCAUGCUCCUGUGCUGGGCAUGGAGUCCUCUGUGUCUGCCGUCCAGUGUAAGCUUCACUGGAACACCACAGGAGUGUGAACGUGCUCACUUUGUCCCUGGUUACAAUCUGGGUGGAGAAGGCUUCAACAUUGUCACAAUGCAGAGGAAAGGAGCCUACGUCAUCGACACUGAAACAUGGAAGCUUGGAAAUGGCACUUGCAGGUUAUACACAAACAGCUACCUGAGUCAGGAAAAGCAGAAGGUCCCAGCUGCUGUGGUGGACUGGAGAAGCCUUCCCAAGUGCAGUUUAAAGGUCACCAGUAUACUCUAUGAUUCUGUUGAAGCUCUUGUCAAUGACUCCACAUCAUCUGUGACAAAUGAUUGGAAAGUCGGCCUCAACAUCUCUGUAGACCCCGGUGUUACUCUUGGUGUUGGCUUUGGAGGGUCCCACUCCAGAGAUUCUACCUAUGCCAUGCAAAAGUCAAAACAAGACCAUUACAACUUCUUUCGCCAUUCUGUCUACUGUCACUUCUACCAAUACAGACUGGCUACAAACCCUCCACUCAGUCAUGAAUUUCAAUCAGCUGUCAACGCUCUUCCUUCCUAUUCACAAAAAACGAUGUUAUAUCGCAAUCUAAUUGACACCUAUGGUACACAUUACAUCAUGCAAGUGUCUCUGGGAGGGGAAAUGAAGGCCAUCACUUCCAUCAAGACCUGUGAGGCAACCAUGAGUGGAGUGUCUGCAACAGAAGUCAUGGACUGUUUGUCCGCCGAGGCCUCGGCUUCGUUUCCAAAUUCAGCCAGUAUAAAUGCCAUGUACAAACACUGUCAGGAAAAGAAGAAGAAGUUAGGCUGGAGCCAAAGUUUCAGCAGCACAUUUAACGAGCGUAACACAGAGAUCAUUGGUGGAAACAUUAAUGAAGCUGAUAUCCUCUUUCAGGGGCAAUCUGAUCCUUCUGUCUAUAAAAACUGGCUUAAUUCACUGAAAACCACACCUGAUAUUGUCCAAUACAACAUAAAGCCCCUGCACACCAUACUGCCAAGUGGUCAUCCUGCCAGAGCUGGAUUGAAACAAGAGGUGGAGAAGUACAUCAAGGAAAAUGCAGUGUUGAAGAAAUGCUCAGAAUCUUGUCAAGUUGGGCACAGAUCCAACAAAAGGGAUCCUUGUGCUUGUGUCUGCAACAGUAACCAGAACCUCAAGUCAAACUGCUGCCCUGCUGGGAGAGGUCUCGCAACAUUAAAGGUGUUCAACCUUUAUGCACAGGGUCUGUAUGGUGAUGAUUGGUGGUCUCAGACAGAAGGUUCAGUAGAGGUCAGAUAUGGUGAUCAGACAAAGCGCACUGCCAUUAUAGCAGACAAUGACAAUCCUAAAUGGUCAGAGACGUUUGAAUUUGGACCCAUCACCAUCACCAUGAAAAACAAACUCAUGUUCAGUAUUUAUGAUGAGGAUACUUACUGGAACAGUGAUCUGCUUGGCGAGUGCUCAUUUGAUCUGCGUCAAGGGACAGUGACAGACAGCUGCAUGUUAGAUCAUGGUACCUUCUUUUUCUCCUACAUAGUAGAAUGUGCACCAAGUCUUGGUGGUGACCAAUGUCAAGAGUACAUUCCCUCCCCCAUGAGUCCCUCUCUGGCCAAGGUCUUCUACACCAGAAAUGGGAUCCUGGUUGGAGAAUCAGGGGAGAAUCAGGCUCAGUCAGUCAGUCAGUCAGGUGGAGGUCAGCCACUGAUGUGAGAUCAGGUGAUGACAGCAUAAACAUUUGAUUUUAUGAUGAAUAUCUUGCUUGUAGUUAAUAGCAUAUUUUACACUGUUACUCUUACUUAUCUUUCUUUCUCUGACUUUUGUGGGCAAACUGAGUUACUCAUGUUCUCAAAGUCUCAAACUUAAUCCAAAUAUGUGUUUGUCAGAAACCAGUUGGAUAAUCCACUUUAUAUGCCUCUGUCUAGUUAGUUACAAAAUCUGCCAAUAAAGCAUCAACAAAGACAACAUAAGUGUCUGUC